AUGGUUUCCACUCAGUUUUCUAGUUUUACCAAGGGUGGCUACAAACCGUCACAGGCUCAGUUACUCAUUCCUGCAAGCCUUCCUGAUACUGUGAACACGGAGCAUAUUGAGCUAGAUUUCUCUGAUGUCUUUGGUCCAGUUACUGUAGAUUUGAACAACAUUGAUUCCACUACUGGUGAACCUGUAGAAGAAGUGAAUGAACUGGUCUAUGAUGACCCACCAAUCAUUUGCACCCGCUCUCAUUCUCUGGUUGGCCCUUCUACUUGUGUUAGUCAAUCAGUUAAACUUAGCAAACUCACCAUACAUGAGACUGAGGAUUCAUUGGAAUUAGUGGAUUAUCUCGAUGGAGAGACCAAUAAGGACAUCAAAGAAUCUCCCAUUGUUGAGGAGUCUGCUAAAGAUGAAGAAGGGAAUCUCAUGAAGAUCCAGAGAGUUAGCAUUGAAGAUUUUGAAGUUUUGAAGGUUGUGGGGCAGGGUGCAUUUGCGAAAGUAUAUCAGGUGAGGAAAAAGGGUACUUCAGAAAUAUAUGCUAUGAAGGUUAUGCGGAAGGACAAGAUUAUGGAGAAGAACCAUGCUGAAUACAUGAAAGCUGAGAGGGAUAUUUGGACGAAGAUAGAACACCCUUAUGUUGUUCAACUUCGAUAUUCUUUUCAGACAAAAUACAGACUAUAUCUCGUGCUUGAUUUUGUAAAUGGGGGCCAUCUCUUCUUCCAGCUUUAUCAUCAAGGCCUUUUCAGGGAGGAUCUAGCACGCAUAUACACUGCUGAGAUUGUUUCUGCAGUUGCCCAUCUCCAUUCAAAUGGAAUAAUGCACAGGGAUCUAAAGCCUGAAAAUAUCCUACUGGACGCUGAUGGCCAUGUUAUGUUGACUGAUUUUGGCUUAGCAAAACAAUUUGAAGAGAGUACAAGAUCAAAUUCGAUGUGUGGUACAUUAGAGUACAUGGCACCUGAAAUUAUUCUUGGCAAAGGCCAUGAUAAAGCUGCUGAUUGGUGGAGCGUAGGUGUUCUACUGUUUGAGAUGCUUACUGGAAAGCCGCCUUUCUGUGGUGGAAGCCGUGACAAAAUUCAGCAGAAGAUAGUUAAAGACAAGAUGAAGCUGCCAGCAUUUUUGUCAAGUGAAGCACAUUCACUGUUGAAAGCGCUGCUACAGAAGGAACCAACGAAGCGGUUAGGUAGUGGAGCCCGGGGGGUUGAGGAAAUUAAAGGACACAAGUGGUUUAAGCCAAUCAAUUGGAGAAAGCUGGAAGUAAGAGAAAUCCAACCAAGCUUUCGGCCAGAGGUAGCUGGCUCGCACUGUGUUGCCAACUUUGAAAAGCGCUGGACUGAUAUGCCUGUUGUGGACUCUCCAGCUGCCAGCCCAAAUGGUGGAAACCCGUUUAAGGACUUCUCUUAUGUGAGGCCUGCAGCCUCUUUUCUUCAGAGGAAUAGCCCUGCUUACUAG
Sphenostylis stenocarpa is the source of this 1440-nucleotide messenger RNA. The record is from the annotation of a GenBank genome assembly. Lineage: Eukaryota; Viridiplantae; Streptophyta; Magnoliopsida; Fabales; Fabaceae.